AUGGCGGCUCCCAUACUAGCUCUCACUUCAUCACUCUCUUCUCUCUCAUUUUCGUCUCACGUAGCUCAGAACCCUAGCGUCGUCUCAUUUCCCAAAUCCAGAUCAGUGUCAUGUGGAACCCUUACGCGUACCCCUCGCCCGAUUAUCGCCUCUGCCUCGGUAGCUCCCCCAGAAGCUCUGCAGUCUGCGGACCUAAAAAAAUACGUGAAAUCGAGGCUUCCCGGUGGCUUUGCAGCUCAGACGAUCAUCGGCACUGGUCGUCGGAAAUGCGCAAUCGCUCGCGUUGUGCUCCAGGAGGGCACUGGAAAAAUCAUAAUAAACUAUCGGGAUGCCAAGGAGUAUCUUCAAGGCAACCCACUGUGGCUGCAGUAUCUCAAAGUACCGUUGGGUACUUUGGGAUACGAAAGUAGCUAUGAUGUCUUCGUGAAGGCUCACGGCGGUGGGCUUUCUGGUCAGGCUCAGGCUAUAUCCCUCGGCAUUGCUCGAGCACUGCUGAAGGUGAGUGAGGACCACAGAACACCUCUGAGAAAGGAAGGGCUGCUGACCAGGGACUCCAGAGUGGUUGAAAGGAAGAAGGCGGGUCUGAAGAAAGCUCGCAAAGCUCCUCAGUUUUCCAAACGUUGA
Messenger RNA from Prunus armeniaca (apricot), 624 nucleotides. NCBI's taxonomy places the organism in Eukaryota, Viridiplantae, Streptophyta, Magnoliopsida, Rosales, Rosaceae. The record is from the annotation of a GenBank genome assembly.